UAGGUAGAUGAUAUCACUAGUUGCUCAUGGCAGUUUCAAGCCUAUUUAACUAAAUUAUGUAAAAUGCUUGUUUUUGCUUCAGAUUCAAAAAAUCACUUUUGCAUCUACACUUCGUUAUGCUUCAUGGUAUGUUGAUAUGCCUAAUUUUAUUUUUGUAAUCGAGUAACGAUAAAAUUCUCCACCUGAAAAGUCUGAAUCAAAACAUUUUCACCCAUACAUUCACAACUUACUAACGCAGUGAUAAAAAAAAAACUGAUAAUCUUACGUGAAGCAGCCGCCAUCGACUUGUACGACUUAGAAGAGGAGUACUACACAAGCGCGUUAAAAUAAGUUGGAUAACUAGUUGUUACUGUAAAUAAAGCCUCGUUGUGAGAAAGAACAGAAACAGAAACCGAAACAGAAACAGAAUCCUGUGAAUUUUCUGUCGUUGGCAACAGACAGAAAUGACAAAAAGUUUCAUUAAAGUGUCAUUGGCGCCAUAUUUUUGUUGUCAUCACACUUACUUUCCAUUGUGUUCAUUUGUGUUUUGUAUAUUGGUUGAAAAAAUAAAAGAAAAAUUCCGAAAAAAGUGAAAUUCAAUGCGGAUGACGAGGAAAAGAUCAUCGAUUUCAUCAAAUCAAACGAAAUUUUAUACAAUGUGAGGCACAAAAAAUUUCGCGACACCGAAAGCAAAAAUCGUUUAUGGUUGACAUUAGCAAGUGAUUUGGGCAUGGAAGUUGAAGCGGUGAAAAAGAAAUGGGUAACGAUGCGAGAUUAUUUCGUUCGUACAAAAGAGAAGAAAACAACCCGUUCUGCGGCAUCAACAACAUCAAAACGAGAUGAAUCGCUUUCGUUUUUGCUUCAAACAUCCACUUUAAAGAGAGCAACGAUUUCAUCAUUGCCAUCAAGCAGCACACAAUCCGACACACAAUCACUAGUUGACGAAGAUGUUCUUAUCACCAAGAAAACAGAACCAGUAUCCGAUAAUAUGUCAAACGCUGACGCAACAUCGUUUGCAGGGUCGAACUCAGAAUCUUACCUCAGCCGGGAUGGUUCACCUGCUCCUUUUUCGGAAACACCAGUGUCGAAAAAACGAAAGGCUCUGCAAAUGGAAACGAAUGGAAUUUUGCAUGAAUUUUCGGCCCAACGUCCAAAACCAUCUGAUUUCAUGCCACAAAAACCAGCUGAUGAUAUCCAACAAUUCUUCGAUUUGAUGGCAUCAACAGUUCGCAAGUUUUCGCCGCUGUCAAUUGCUCGACUCAAACUAAAAAUUGCUCAAAUCAUCGGUGAAGAAGAAAUUGCUUAGGCCACAACAAGGCUUAAGACUUAUAAAUGUAAAUCAUAUACAGGUUAAUAAAUGUUUAAGACUUCACUUCUACUAGACUCACCGGAUAGCCAAUUUCUGUUUCUAAAUUGUAUCUUGCGUCUUUAAAAUCAACACUGGAACCAAGGCAAUUCGAUGUUUUGAAUAAAAACUGCGUACCAGACUUUUUUUUGUUGUUUUUAUCAAUUUUAUUUUGAUUUUUCCUCUUAAAUUUUAUUAAAUUUGUAAUUAAUUAAGACAGAAUGAACGUUAAGUUUUACACUGAAGACAAAAUGUAUGUCUCUCUCACACACACACAUGAAAAAAUUUGAAGGAAAUUAUGUUGGCCUUUUCUUUUCAUCAAGGAGGAAGGGGGGAAGAACUCUUAUGGUUUACGAAUAAUUCUUUUUAAAAUUUACUCCCAUGCUAAUUCUGUUUUUUUUGCGUAUUCUGUUUGUGUUGUUAUUUCCAUAAAAUAAUCGAUUUACUUUUGCAAUGUCUAUUUGCUGUAAUUGAUGAUUGAUGUGAUUAAUUGAUUUAGUUUCCCAUUCUGCUGAUAUUUUUCCUAUGUAUAAAAUGAAAAUAGAGUUCAACAUUCGAAACGAAAUUGGGAGUCGUGUGGUAUAUUUCGACCAUCCACACAUUUGUGUGGAAUUCACAAUCGUUACCUCAAUCGCAAUGCAUGUUAGCUAAACGCGUUGAAUAAUCGGCGUGUUCGAUAAGCGCUUGUUCGAAUAGCUUCUCAAUUAGUUUAAAUUGAAUUGUGAGCCUAAUCCCCCGAGGAGUAAUUUAAUGGAAAAUGGUAUGCUCGUUUAAAGGUGCCACAUAAUUUUGGGCAAUGAUAAUAAUGUUGCCGAUUGAUCGAUGAGAUUCGGUUGAAUGUGAAUUAUUGGUUGUAUGGCCAUUUGGAAUAGAGGAGCGCAAAAGUGUUCGUUCGUUUGUUUUUUUUUUUCAUCUAUGAUUUGUGGUGGUGUGUGUUUUCAUUUUCAUCAUUUUCAAAUAUGUUUCGGAAUUUAAUGUAAUUCGGUAUGAGCUAUCGCUUAGAGAUAUAUGAAAAUAGUAUUGAAAUUCUGCAUACACGCACACACAUAUGCGGUGUUGCUCUUUUCAUAUGUUAUGUUUUGAUGGACACAAGUUUUAUAAUAUAUAACAACGGUAUGCACUAAUUUAUGCGUUAUAAAUUAAAUGUUGAUGAUGCUUGUUUGUUUAAUGUCUAAGUAUGGUGUGGGUGUGUGUGUGUGUGUCUCUAUUCGCAAAACCGUGGAUAUUUUUUUGUCUUUUGUUUCUCUUUCUGUUUCAUUUUGAUACUGGGUCAGAACUAACGUGUUGAUUUGCUUCAUUUCGUUGUUGGGAAACAAUAAAACAAAAGUAUGAAACAGAUUGUGUUGUUAUUGUUAUUUGCCAUUACUAUUGGAUUUAUCUUACUGUUAUACAAUUAUUUAAUCAAUUGAAAACAUUCAAGAUUUUACACAAAAAAAAUAGGAGGAAUACAGAUAAUAUUAAAAACAAAGAAUGGUGUUCAUUGCAUUAGAUUUAUGUAAUAUUGUGUUGAUUCAUGUCGAUGGAUUAGAAACCAAAACCAAGUGUUCCAUAUGAGGAUGGGACCCACUAGUAACUAUCAUUAACCUUGACAAAAAUUACAUUAGGCAUAAAGGAUGUGGUUUAUUUUAUUUUAAUUUUUUCUUUCUUCAUUAUAUCGUAUCCAUUAUUGGAAUUUGCGUGCAGAAGAUGAUAAAAAAAUCAAACAAUGGAAGAACGAUAAAUCGAAUAAAAGUUGGGUAUCUUUUCAUUGACCGUGUUUGCUUAUUUGGAUUUUAUUUUUCUAUUUCGAAAAUUCGCUGCGUCCAAAUAUUUGAUUUCUUUUGUUUUUUCAAUAUGUAUAUACGAGAGAUGUGAGAUAGUGAAGAGGAGGAGGAGGAGGAAUUCUUUUUUUUUUCUUUUUUUGAUGUGUUGUCAUUGUGAAUGGUUGGAAUAAUUCCGUUUUCUUUUUGUGUCGGGUAAUAUGCAAUGUAUUUAUCCUUUUAAUAUAGUAAUAUAAUCUAAACUAUUGGAUAAAAUUGUAUGCUUACUCAUACAUAUUUAAUCUUAAUUAGUAUUUUUUUUUGCCAUUUCAUUUUAUUUAUUGUAGGUUUUUUCUUCUGUUUUGUUUAAACUUCAACGUUUAAUUAGUUUAUACUAAAAAAAACUGAAAAGAGAAUGAAAAUGAUGAUCAUGUCACCGAAAUUAACUGACUCAUCAUCAAACAUUUAUUACUUCUUUGUUUUGUGUCGUGAAUUGUUUCUUCUUCUUUAAUUUGUUGUUUACUGUUCCUUUCGUUCUUUCGGUCUUUUUUUUUUUAGAUAAUCGCAUCGAAUAAUUUCUCAUUAUGAUCAACUGAAACGAUGAUUUAUAUUAUUAUUUUGUGUUUUUCGAACGUCAUUUCUACAAAUUGGAAUUGGCUGAUGAUUCAUUGUUUUAUCAUUGUUAUUUGAUUUGAUUAGUUUGGCAUUAAAGGAUAUUUCGAUAAAUUUACUGCUUUUGUUGUUGUUCUUGUAAAUGAGUUGCCUAUAUGUGUGUGUGUGUGGUGAUUGAAACUAAUUUUACGUGCAUUUUCCAUUUCUAUGAGUGAAUGUUAAAAUUUUUUCUGUUUACUUUUGAAGAUUUCACGAUUUUUUUCUUUAUUUUACGUUUUGUUUCAGCUUUAAAACAAUUUACACACAAUUUUUUGGGAAAUAUGCCAACUGAAACGCCAAACGAAUGGGGGGGAGAACGGAUUACAAUCAUUUCAUUUUUUUUCAUAUGUAUACAUAUAUAUAAAAACAACCCAAAUAAUUUGUUCAAAUUGUAAUUCAGUGUCUGAAUCUACAAAAAUUUAUUGUAUUUUUUUUAUUCACUUUUGUUUUUUUUU
Sitodiplosis mosellana (orange wheat blossom midge) is the source of this 4169-nucleotide messenger RNA. RefSeq lists its product as uncharacterized. The transcript is spliced from 3 exons. Bases 710 to 1285 code for a protein of 191 amino acids. Lineage: Eukaryota; Metazoa; Arthropoda; Insecta; Diptera; Cecidomyiidae. The record is from RefSeq and is a predicted model, not a curated record.